UUCCUUUAAGGUUGUCGAAGUUUUGUAGUUCCUGUGGAGUUGACCUGUCAGCCUUGUAGUACAAGCUGUCACUGCUGAUAAUUUAUAUGUCCUUCUGGUAGUUGCAGUUUUGUGCCAGCGGUACAGUAAGCUAUAAGGCGUUGGACAUACUGGGUUAUCCGUACUUACCGUCGUUACUGGUAUCAGCUAACCAGCGACCUAACAGCUAAAGUUGGCUAACAAGCAAACCAGCUUGACAGCUAGCUUGCUAGCUAGCAUUCGACGAUAGCUAGCAGUGUUAGUGGGCUUUUUGCAGUUAGCUUGCUAGUGUGCUGGCGUACGAGGCAAGGAAGCCGCCCACUCCUAUAAGGCAGCAUUACGGACGAAAGAGUCAAGAUGGAGGCUCAAAGCUCCAGUGAGCUCCUGCUGUCCAGAAAGAGGAGAAGAGAGGGCUCCAAUGGGGAGACCGAGGAGGGAGAGCGACUUGGGAAAAUCCCCAGAUGUACUGUGGGAUUGAAGCACCCUGCACCAUUCGCAGAUGAGUUGGAGCCAGCUGAUAAUAAACCCUAUGUGAGAGUCAACAUGGAGGAAGCCAAGAGGGGAACACCACCUAAUAGACCAGUGCGGGUGUAUGCAGAUGGCAUCUUUGACCUUUUCCACUCAGGUCACGCCAGGGCACUCAUGCAAGCCAAAUGCCUUUUCCCAAAUACGCACCUCAUUGUCGGAGUGUGCAGUGAUGAUCUGACCCACAAAUACAAGGGCUUCACAGUGAUGAAUGAGGAUGAGCGCUACGAUGCCAUUAGGCAUUGCCGCUAUGUGGAUGAAGUGGUGCGAAAUGCUCCCUGGACGUUAACUCCCGAGUUCCUUGCGAGACAUCGCAUCGACUUUGUGGCCCAUGACGACAUCCCAUAUUCAUCAGCGGGCAGUGAUGACGUGUACAAGCACAUCAAGGAAGCUGGUAUGUUCGCUCCCACCCAGCGGACAGAGGGCAUCUCCACGUCUGACAUCAUCACGCGUAUAGUCCGUGACUAUGAUGUGUACGUCAGACGCAACCUGCAGAGAGGAUACACAGCAAAGGAGCUCAACGUCAGCUUCAUUAAUGAGAAGAAGUACCACCUGCAGGAGCGUGUGGACAAGGUGAAGAGGAAGGUACGUGACGUGGAGGAGAAGAGCAAAGAGUUCGUCCAGAAGGUGGAGGAGAAGAGCAUCGACCUCAUCCAGAAAUGGGAGGAGAAGUCCAGGGAGUUCAUCGGCAACUUCCUGCAGAUGUUUGGUCCUGAGGGAGCUCUGAAGCAUAUGCUGAAAGAAGGGAAGGGCCGCAUGUUGCAGGCCAUCAGUCCCAGGCAGAGCCCCAACAGCAGCCCCACCCGUGAGGAGCGCUCCUCCUCUCCCACCUUCCGUCUGCCCUUCUUCACCAAGACCUCACCACCUCCCUCACCUCCGCCCCACCACAGCGGCACCCGCGUAUUCCUCAUCAGCGAGGAUGACGACGAAGACGAAGACAACUAGAGCGCUUUUGAAUCCUUCACUUUUGUGGGGGUCCGCAGUCAGUGCUACCAGUUAACUCAGCUGUUGAGUAAUGUGGUGUUCACCGAGCUCCUGCUUCUCUUUUUUUGUUUUGUUUGUUUGUUUUUGUUUUGUUUUGUUCAUGAUUUUGACAUUUAGCAUUUAAUUGUCAACUUGAACAGCCGGUUCAUCCAUCACACUUGUUUUUUAACAGCCAAUUUUGUCCUUUUUGUUCUUAUGUAACGGUCAGUAAAAGUUAGCACUCAUCACCUGAGUUUUUGAAAAAUUAUUCAUUUAUCUCAGUCACUAUUUAUGUUAAGAUUAUUAGUCACUCACUGUCACAUAUUUGCAGGGGUUUCACUCGAUGCGCUCUUCCAUCUAUGACCACAUCGUUAAGGUUGGCAUUGUAGUGAGGUAUUUGUAUUUUCAUUUUUGUCGUGGCUCUAGCGGGAGGGCUCGCAGGGUUUUUUGGUCACUUGUCAGAACAGCACAUCUAAUUUGGUGUGGGAGACGUAAGCUGAGACCCCAUGGAGACACUGUUGAACAUCUCCAGGGGAGGUUUUUCAGAGCAGGUCGGAAGGCUGGACAUAUAAACAAUCUGCUUGUUCAGGGCGGUUUAUAUUCUGCUCAUAUUAACAGGAAACCAACCUGGCUUUGUUUUUUUUUUCCUUCUUAAAUAUCGUGGAAGCUCCAGAUUACAUCGGCUUGGAGGUGAAUCUGAGAGUGUUAAAUGUCUACUAAACAGCAGCUUCUUUCCACGUUUGUUCGCCUGCUACGCGUGUCAGCGUGUAUGUGCAUGUGAUGUUUGUGCGUGCAAGCUCGUAUGUCGGCAUGUUUGAAAUGUUCUCAGUCAGCAUUCUCCACCUGUUGACAGAUCUGGGUUCAGCAUUGACUAUAUAGUAUAAUAACACAUUUGAUUUCCAGUUUGUUUGGUUUUUUUUGUUUUUUUUGUCGGCUGACAAGAUUCAGUCUUUGCAAGACUAGUUUCAAACUGGACACCUUGUAGCAUAAAGGAAAGUCAAACAAGGACGGCCCAUUUUAAAUGUUUAUGUAGAAAUGCUUAUUUUUGUAGAUAUCCUCUUUCCUGUAUUCUCUGUACACAUACUGAUCUUCAUCAUCCCUGUUCGAAAGUGCUUUACAGUGUGAGCAGUGAUGAAACAUGAGCAAGGCUGGAGUUAUAUAUAUUUUUUGUAAAGCAGAUCCUGCAUCACCUGGGCCAACAGGGAAGUAAUAUUUUUCAUCUGAUACCUGUGUGUUGACAAGAGAAAGUGUUAAGUUUUCAUAUAUAUAUAUGUUCAUAUAAGACCUGAGAACUGUCUAAAUGCUACUACUUCUUGCAAGAAACUACAUCUUUUGGUUAAUUUGAGUCACAAGCACAAAAUAGGAUUGUUUUAUGAAUAAGGCCUUCUCACUGGUAACACACACACACACACACAUGGCAAAAUAUACAAGGCCAUUCCAAACAUGUAGGGUUUUGGGAUUUGCACCAGUCUGCAGACGAACUGUGCAUGCGGUCUGCGUCAGUUUAGAGACCGGAUGCAGACCGGACUGUGUAGUGUCACAUAAGCGGUUUGAGGUGUUCAGAUUUUAUGCAUCAGUAAAACUCCAGAUUAACAUUUAUUGUAGCUACCUCCUCCUUCCAUGAACUGAUUCUGUUACAUAAGAUGAGCACAAAGUAUGAACAUUACUUUUCCUUUCUGAACAGAGCCAUUGUUUGCAGCACUGAAGAAAAGUGACUGGGCCAAAGGUUUUGAGAUUUUCCGGCCUCAGUGUGUGUCUCGCAUCUUAAGUGGUAAAAGCAUGUCUUGUGUCUCCUAUAUAACCGAAAAAUGAAACAUCAAAGGUGAUCUGAAGAUGUAAUGCAAUAUUAUUUGAUGACUCUAAUGUAAAUGUUGACAGAUUGAUCUGUUCUAGGCUAGGUUUCCCUAAAGCACUUUCUGGUUUCAGUCUUUCAAUCAAGACUGCCUCUGUUCUUGUAGGUGCAAAUCUGAUUUUAAAGUCUAGAAAAUUACUAAAAAACAUAAAUAAAUCCCACCAGUCAUAAAGGUUCAUUUUUUUUGUAUUAAAAGUACAAAUCAAGUAUGCUUUACAGUGGAAAUUUAGCCUAGAUUUUGGUGCUAAGCUACUUCUGGGAAUCUCUUCAUUUAAAAUCAGCAUAAACGUCUGAGUGAGCGCAUGUCCACGUUACGAGUUCAAGAUGGCAAAGAAUCGAGUGACAGGCCAAUGACAGCCACACGUGUAAAUGUUUUUAACAGCAAAGUGUUUUAAUUGUGUUAUUUUACUGUUUGGGGUUAUUUUUGUUUGUAGAACAAGACAGGAUAAAUGUAUUAAACACAUUGGCCAAAGCA
Molecule: messenger RNA, 3833 nt
Organism: Scatophagus argus
Lineage: Eukaryota; Metazoa; Chordata; Actinopteri; Scatophagidae
Gene: pcyt1aa
Product: phosphate cytidylyltransferase 1A, choline a
Exons: 9
Coding region: 376-1488 (370 amino acids)
Biological process (GO): CDP-choline pathway
Cellular component (GO): endoplasmic reticulum
Molecular function (GO): choline-phosphate cytidylyltransferase activity; phosphatidylcholine binding
Source: RefSeq, a predicted model, not a curated record